Trichoderma asperellum CBS 433.97 is the source of this 1152-nucleotide messenger RNA. RefSeq lists its product as uncharacterized. Gene Ontology annotation, cellular component: cytoplasm; nucleus. NCBI's taxonomy places the organism in Eukaryota, Fungi, Ascomycota, Sordariomycetes, Hypocreales, Hypocreaceae. Gene Ontology annotation, biological process: phosphatidylinositol phosphate biosynthetic process; inositol phosphate biosynthetic process. The record is from RefSeq and is a predicted model, not a curated record. Gene Ontology annotation, molecular function: inositol hexakisphosphate kinase activity; inositol-1,4,5-trisphosphate 3-kinase activity; inositol-1,4,5,6-tetrakisphosphate 3-kinase activity.
AUGGUUGGAAAAAAGAGGAUCCCCAGCCCGGAUCAGCUCCGCGACUACAAUUAUGCCGUUGCUGGACAUGCGGGUACCCUGUGCGACGCCGAUGGAGAGCUCUUCAUCAAGCCGUGCACCCAGACGGAGAUCGACUUCUAUCAAGAAGUAGAGACAAAAGGCUACCGCGACUUCGCCGAGAUCAUGCCCCUUUACAUGGGCGAAUUGCAGCUGAGCAGCACCGACGACGUACCUCUUCAGGACGCGCUCAUGGGCGUCAUCUCCGGCGACGGCGACUUCAAGACCACCAAAGAACAGAUUGCCGCGACGAUAGCGGAGGCCGUGGACCAGACAACAUGGGUCCCUACCCAGGGCAAAAAGAUCAAGACGGACAAGUCGGUCGUGCUGGAGAAUGCCUCAUAUGGCUACAAGAAGGCAAACAUCCUCGACGUCAAAUUGGGCGUGCGCCUUUGGGCCGACGACGCCCCCGCCGAGAAGAAGACGCGCUUCGACACCAUCAGCUCGCAGACGACACACGGCAAGCUGGGCUUCCGCAUUUCGGGCAUGCGAGUAUAUCAAGGCUCGGAGGAUGAGUCAACAUUGGAUGAGGAAGGCUACAAGAUCUACGACAAAGACUUUGGGCGUCUAUCUGUCAACAAUGAUAACGUUGUCGAUGCAUUCCGAAAAUUCAUUUUCAACAAGGCUGCCGGCGUUCAUACAGCGCUUGGCAGGGCUGUGUGCUCAGCCUUUGUCCGAGACUUGCAGCGAAUUGAAGAGGUUCUGACAAGCCACGAGACCCGCAUGUACUCUUCAUCCCUUCUGUUCAUCUUCGAGGGCGACGGCGCGGCGCUCGACGCUGCUAUUGAAAAGAACAAUGAAAUCAUGGACCGUCAGUCGGCUGAGUCAUAUACGUGCCCGCCAGUGUCGCGCACAAACAUGAGCUUGGACAGCAGAAUGGACAGCGGCAUCGCUUUGGAACCCGAAGACGAUUACGACUAUGAAGACAACGACGAGGAUGACGACGAACUUCGACUGCCCCAGAUCUACACUCUCAAGCUUAUUGAUUUUGCCCAUGCAAACUUUACUCCUAACCAAGGGCCCGACGAAAACGUCCUCCUGGGAGUCAGGAGUCUUUUACGAAUUUUCAAAGAGAUGGCUGGCGAAGAUGACUAG